AUGAGUGGGGAACAGAGAACUUUAGGAGGAAGCAACACUCAUAUAGGAAGAUUUAUCUGCUCAGUCGCAGCAGAUCAUGGCUCUCACUCUUUAUGGUUGCUUGCAACAUACAUUAAAGGACAAACAUCAUUUCCUGAAUUUAGCUAUAUAGCAAUGUUGGAUGAUGUCAGAAUUAUGUUUUAUAACGGUGAGACGAAAACUUUCCAUUCAAGAGGAAAUACAACAGCUGAAGAGGAUGUGUUUGAUUCAAAUGUUCUUCUGACUAUAAGUGACUACAUACAAUCAUCUUUUAUGGAAAAAUGGUUAGUAGGAACAAAUAAUUUAAAUAAAACCUAUGGAGUUAUUGCCCUUCAGAGGCUGGUUGUGUGUGAGCUGAGGGAUGAUGGUGAACCGGGACAAAUGAUCACACGGGAUGCUUUCAGAGGAUCCACCACUGAUGAGCUGCUAUAUGUUGAGAAAAACUUUACAUAUCAGGGUACUUUAAAUAUCUCAGCUCAUUUGCUGAAAACCCAUCUUGAAAUCAGCAAGAGGAAUCAUGAACAUUUAUACCCAACCUGUUUCACGGGAUUCAAACCGGAGAACGAUCACAUGAGCUCAACCGUCUUCUUUCACAUCAACCUGAUCCUGUUCAGAGACGGGCAGCCUGUAGCUGAUCAUGAGAUCACUGGAGGAGAUCUGCUGCCCAAU
Molecule: messenger RNA, 687 nt
Organism: Onychostoma macrolepis
Lineage: Eukaryota; Metazoa; Chordata; Actinopteri; Cypriniformes; Cyprinidae
Exons: 6
Source: RefSeq, a predicted model, not a curated record